Messenger RNA from Penaeus monodon (black tiger shrimp), 1007 nucleotides. Its product is annotated as transmembrane protein 192-like. The transcript is spliced from 8 exons. Gene Ontology annotation, cellular component: late endosome; lysosomal membrane. The record is from RefSeq and is a predicted model, not a curated record. Bases 177 to 947 code for a protein of 256 amino acids. NCBI's taxonomy places the organism in Eukaryota, Metazoa, Arthropoda, Malacostraca, Decapoda, Penaeidae.
GAGAUCAGCUGACUCAACGAUCUCGAUUGUUUAGUGUUUGUUUUGAUCCUGCUCUUGUCAUUUAUUUGUUAUCUUUUUUGUUCUUUGUUGCCAAGAGAGAUCGCACUCGGGUCACUUGUUGAGCGGAGGCUGGUGGCAAUGCCCUGCUCUCAUAAGUACAUCCUAAGACGCUGACAAUGGAACGACAAGCUAACACUGUGGAAGCAGGGGAUUUCAGUAUUAAUACUGUAGGGGGAGAUCAAGAAAAGCUCAUUGUGGGGCAGGAAGAGCAUCACUACCCACUCCCUGUAAUACCAGCCCUUUACAGCAAGUUACUGUUGUUGAUCAUUUUACCAGCUGGAGCAUUUCUUAUCCCGGUUGUCCACACUUCAAACUCUGGUACUGAUUCAUUUUCUGCCCUUCAGUACCUCCACAUAAUUGUGUGGGCUGUGGUUAUGGUUCUUACAUGGUAUGUAAAAGCAGAACAUAAGAAGUCGAGAAUCCUUGGCUAUCAUGAUUUCUACAAUGCAACCCGAUAUCUACACAGAGUCACUUUUUACAUUUUGAGUGGAGGAAAUGUCAUUUUGAUUGUCAUUGGUUGUCUUGUAAAAGACUAUUGUCUGGGUGGAAGCUCAGACACUUGUAGUUUGAAUCUUGGACUGACCCCUGUGAACUAUCAGCAAGUGAUUUUUAUCCUAGAGAUAUUUUGUGCAAUUCCCUUUGUCAUCAAACACAUAGUGGAAGUUGUUCGCUUCAACCUUGCUGGACUACCUCCUGACACCCUGGCAGAAGAUGUGGCUCUCAGAUUCACCCGUCCUGAUUCCUAUGUAGGAGUGAGGGGUCCUAGCAACUUAGAAUGGGUGUUGGAGCGGCAAGCUGACCUACUCCAAGUCCUACGGCACAGGAACCUGAUACUUACCCAGCAGGUGUAUGCUCUCACACAUAAUGACCAGCAAAGUCAACCUUGAUGGAAUCACUGGUGACCUUUGCUAUGAUUAAAACAGGAGAUAUUUAAAGCUGUGCAAAUA